Messenger RNA from Rhinolophus ferrumequinum (greater horseshoe bat), 1323 nucleotides. RefSeq names its product phosphopantothenoylcysteine decarboxylase (gene PPCDC). Bases 423 to 806 code for a protein of 127 amino acids. The record is from RefSeq and is a predicted model, not a curated record. Gene Ontology annotation, cellular component: phosphopantothenoylcysteine decarboxylase complex. The transcript is spliced from 6 exons. NCBI's taxonomy places the organism in Eukaryota, Metazoa, Chordata, Mammalia, Chiroptera, Rhinolophidae. Gene Ontology annotation, biological process: coenzyme A biosynthetic process. Gene Ontology annotation, molecular function: FMN binding; phosphopantothenoylcysteine decarboxylase activity.
CAAAGGCCUCAUGUCCAGCUGCUGCGCCCUUGCUAGAGAGACAGUUCCACGUUCUUGUGGGUGUCACUGGGAGUGUCGCAGCCCUGAAGGUGCCUCUUCUGGUGUCCAGGCUUUUGGACGUUCCUGGCGGGCUACUGGUGAUAGUGCUGGCUGAGAACAUCCCCGAGGAACAGGACUGAGAUCUCAGGAGUUCUCCAUAGAUCUAGCAAACAGUGGGCUGACUCUGGAAAGGCGGCCUUUACCAGAGAAAUGUGAGACACUGCUUUUGGGACCCGAGAAGUAACUGUGCAGGCACAGCCUGGGACUGUGGCUUAGUAGCAACACAGCUGGAAGUAGCGGUGGUCACAACUGAAAGAGCCAAACAUUUCUACAGCCCCCAGGACAUCCCCGUCACCCUCUACAGCGACACCGAUGAAUGGGAGAUGUGGAAGUGCCGGUCCGACCCCGUUCUCCACAUUCACCUGCGGAGGUGGGCAGACCUCAUGCUGGUGGCUCCACUUGAUGCCAACACUCUCGGGAAGGUGGCCAGUGGCAUCUGCGACAACUUGCUUACCUGUGUCAUCCGGGCCUGGGACCUCAGGAAGCCCUUGCUCUUCUGCCCGGCGAUGAACACCGCCAUGUGGGAACACCCCAUCACCUCGCAGCAGGUGGGCCAGCUCAAGGCCUUCGGCUACGUGGAGAUCCCCUGUGUGGCCAAGAAGCUGGUGUGUGGCGACCAAGGUUUGGGCGCCAUGGCAGAGGUGGACACCAUUGUGGACAAAGUGAUGGAAGUUCUCUCCCGGCACGCUGGCUUGCAGCAGAAUUGAACCCAGGAUCUCGGUCCCAUGUGUCCUUCUGCACCCAGUGUUUUUCCAGGCCGCGUCGGUGGAGGUGGACAGCAGCACAGUGUGCUGGACGGAGGCCUUCGCUGAAUCUCCAAGGCCUGCCCUGCUCUGCAUUAACUGCCAAGGCCCAGGUCUCAGCUUCUUUCAACCAGGAGACGCCCGCUUUCUGGAGCCCCUCCCUCCCUUUUCCUGGGAUAGGCCCAGCAAGCCAGAGGAGCAAGCUGCCAUAUUGUGCCUGUGUCCCUGGAAGGGGAUUCAAGGAGAGACUGACCCACCCUGAGUCUACACCAUGUCCAGGAACUGUUUUUAGAAACAGCCUCAACUGGAGAUCCCCAGUGUGAUGGGCCCCUGGCCAGGCCCUUGGAGCUUCAGCUCCCUGGUGGGUGCCCAGGUACCACGCAGAGUCGGGAAAGCCUGUGAGGUGGCAAGACCCUGAGAAUUCCCACAGACUAUACUGUGAGAUGGGGAUACUGGGAAAUAAAGUGACCUUUGAGAGACA